Brugia malayi is the source of this 432-nucleotide messenger RNA. RefSeq lists its product as uncharacterized. Gene Ontology annotation, molecular function: heme binding; oxygen binding. NCBI's taxonomy places the organism in Eukaryota, Metazoa, Nematoda, Chromadorea, Rhabditida, Onchocercidae. Bases 1 to 432 code for a protein of 143 amino acids. The record is from RefSeq and is a predicted model, not a curated record. The transcript is spliced from 4 exons.
AUGGAUGAAGUACAACGAUUAGCAGAAGAAUUUGGAGGAAAACAUGUUAAAUUUCGCUCUAUUGGCUUCAAACCUGAAUUUUUUGGUGUUUAUGCUGAUGCUACAAUUACUGAAUGUAUAUUUCUAGACAAUGCUAUACAUCCUGCUCAUCAAACACUUAAUGCAUUUUCAUCAUUUAUUACUAUGGUAUAUUCAUCAGUGCGAGAUGGUUUUUAUAGCGAAAUGCGUCGUAUGAGACGUGCAUCAAAUAGUUUUAGCACGGGUUCGAAUUCAUCGUACGUACGAAAAACUAUAUCAGGCGAUAUAAAUAUUGAAUUGCCACAGAGAUCAGCAAGUCCAGGUAACGAAUCUAGUGAAUCGGAUUUUAGUGCAGUGAUAGUGAUUCCAGCAGAUGAUGAUAACAUAGCGAAAUCACCUUCAAAUGAUCUUUAA